Zea mays is the source of this 2383-nucleotide messenger RNA. Its product is annotated as auxin-responsive protein IAA4. Gene Ontology annotation, biological process: regulation of DNA-templated transcription. The record is from RefSeq and is a predicted model, not a curated record. Gene Ontology annotation, cellular component: nucleus. Lineage: Eukaryota; Viridiplantae; Streptophyta; Magnoliopsida; Poales; Poaceae. The transcript has 4 exons. The coding region runs from base 203 to 916 and encodes 237 amino acids.
CUUUGGCUUUUGUCGUCAGCUGUCACUGCUCACAUCGCGAGCGCGACCAUAUACACACACAUCUCUCCUGCUCUCUCUUUCCUUCUCCCUUUCCGCUCCAGUUUGACGAGUCGUCGGCGCUAGCAAGAUCAUUCACUCCGCCCCUCUCCGCCGACCCAUUUCUAACAAGCAACAGCUGCGGCGUAACAUAUAUACACAGUGUAUGCACACCUGCAGGCAGCAUAUGGCCGGGUGCAAGCAGGACGACGACGCCGUCGGCCGUUCUCCUUCGUCGUCGUUCAUGGACAGCAGCAGCAGCACCCACCCGCCGGCGCUAUCCGCCGCGUCGUCGUCGGGCUUCCGGCCGACGACGACGGAGAGGAGGGACGACCUUAGCACCGACCUUCAGCUAGGGCUCUGCAGCCUGUCGCCGGCGGCGUCCUCCGCCCUCUUGGUGGUAGCGGAGAGCAAGAGCGUCCUUUCCACGCCAAGCAGGACCACCCAAGACUGGCCCCCGAUCAAACCAUUCCUGAGAAGCGCCUUGACAGCCUCGGCACGCCGACGCCGGACACUGUUGGUGAAGGUGUACAUGGAAGGCGUUGCGAUCGGCCGGAAGCUGGACUUGCUCUUGCUGGAUGGGUACGACAGCCUCCUAGCGAAGCUCCGCCACAUGUUCAAGGCCUCCAUCACCUUUGCUGAUGCUAUGGAGUACCAUCAACGAGUUCCUCACGAGAAGCCUGCACAUGUUCUCACCUAUGAAGACCGGGAUGGAGACUGGAUGAUGGUUGGGGAUGUACCGUGGGAGUAUGUUUCUCCUCCUCCUCCGCUUCAUCAAUCAUUAUUCACCUGUGCAUUUCAUUUACAAGAAACUAGGAUUUGUUCUGGCAGGCUCUUCCUUGGAAGUGUGAAGAAACUGAGGAUUUGCAAGAACAGAUAAAUGCUAGUUUCACUGCUGGGAUCCUCAUGAACCUUCAGUAUGCAAAAACUCCUAUAGACUUUAUUGCCUUAUAACUGUAUGCUUAUAAAACGGACAGCGAGCUUUUCUAUUUGACAAAUGCAUCCAUCAUCGUUGAGACAAUAGAAACCUCAAGUAUUCAUAAGGUACAGAUUUGGUUCUCAAUUGUUGAUUGAGCUGCAUCCCUUUUCCUUAACUCCUGAAACAUCAGCCAUCUCCACACCUCCUUUGCCUCCUCCAAUCUUCUUCCAUGUGAUGCAUAGACAUUAGCAAGCAGGAUAUAGUUCCUGGUAUUACCUAGCUCAAUCAUAAACAGCUUCUCCUUACCCAUCUCAAGGUCGUCCCUGCAGUUUAUGCAGGUCGAAUGCAGUGCCCCAAGGAUUGAUGAAUCUGGUUUAGGUCCCAUCUGAUUUGUGAAUCGCUUCACCUUAGUUAGAAGGCCUGCUCACCGAAACAUGUCAACAAUGCACGCACAAUGCUCAUUCCAUGGUGUGUGAUCUUAUGAACUUGUGUAAUUGAAUUGAAGUGCAUACCCUUAUAUUUAGAUCUUUACUUGUCCUAUAUAUAGUAGGUUAAUCUUCCCAAUCAAAGUAAUAUGUUUAUAAUUAUAAAUUGAACAGGAUAUAAUCUCUAAUUAAGAUGAUCUUUAAUGCAUACCUUACAUGAUUUAUGAAUCAACUAAUAAUCUAGUCUUUCAUAAUUAGCACCUAAAACUUCAAAGAACCAUAUAUUCUCAACCACAACUCCGAUUCUAGUGAUUCUUGACUACAGUUUCGUAACAAUGCGUAGAAUUUUACGAUUGCAUUUGCUCUCAUGUUUGGUGUGAUGUUAAUUUAUGUCCCCAUAUUGUUGUUUGUAUUAUUGCGAGUAGACGAGCAAAUGACCGAGUUUUGAUGGGACCUAAUAGGUUACCCUAGUUUUGUUUAUCCCACUCCUUACAUGCAAAUGAAUUAUUGGUUAGUUUGGCUAUGCUCAACCUGGUUUUGGGACAUAAUACAAUAUGACAUAUGAUCAUGCUUUAUUAUUACUGCUAGAUUAUUUAUUGUUUAUGAUAAGAUUAUUGUGUUAAUUAGAACAUGGAGAACCAUCCGGCAAAACAGUGCUACACAAGUGUGGUAUGGGACGCCCUUGGCUAAGUAAUUAUGAAAGCUAGAGAGAUAUUACCUUACCCGAUAGGAGCAAGCGGGGAGUGCGUCGCUGUAGAGUAUACGGAGGUCCUCGGAUCGGACUGUCUGUAAAGCUUUUCGGACGAGGGAUUCCUACGCUUCCUUCUUCCUGAAUUCGUAGUAGGUUUCUCAAACUAGUGGAACUUUGAAAAUGUCUCGUAAUGCUACCCUGUCUCGUCUCCUCGAUAGAGAUGAAUGAGAAUUCUAGUCCCCUUGGCAAAUGGGUAACACGGCUUGUGGGUAAAGAUGCAUAACCUCUACAGAGUCUAAAAUUGGUAUAUCA